UGACUAUUGCAGAGACAGAAUAGACAUUUUUUACUCUCACACAUCAUAUAUGCAUGCAAAGGUUUACGCCUUCACAACAGAUAAUGCGUCAUAAAGGAAGUAAAAGUAUUUCAGACCAAGGAUCUCUGUUAGUCAAGGCCUCUCUGUGUCUCUGUCUUACGAAGAAAGAAAACAGGGUACAAGAUAACAGAUAACAAGACACCUGGAUACAAAACUAAUUAAAAUCAUCUACUGAAACUACUGUUUGGUGUCUGCACUUUUAGGACUUACAUUCUUUAAACCUUCACAUGAGACUGUGACAUAUUUUCCCAUUACAAUCCAUUUUACACUGCGGCCAGAUUUAAAGACUAUGUUAGCAGCUCUUUGAGACUGUACUUAGGCACAGCUAAAUGCUACUGUCAACAUGCUUCAGUAAUAUUCUUCCACACCCAAGCUACUGCAGUAAUAUCAUGUCAGUUAUUUUAGUUCAGUGUGUUAACAUGGUCACAUUAGGGCUAAACACAAAAUACAGCUGAGGCUGAUGGGAAAUGUCUUUAGAGCUCCCAGUCAAUGUUAUGGUGGCACUAGAGGAAGAGUCAAGACACCAAAGCCAGUCCACUUCAUCCUCUUGAGACCAAGAAUAUCUUUGCGAAAUCCAUCCAAUAGCUGUUGAGAUAUUUGUGUCGUCACUAAUAUAUGUGGUCGACCGACCAACCGUGCAACAGCCCAACUUAUUCCUAGCAUGACUAAAAAAGAUCCUGAGUCUUGACUCUUCUCUUUACUCCUCUGCACUAAAAGCUGCAAACAUGUGAUUUCAGUAAAAAAUUGUUUGUGUUUAUUUUAUUUAUAUUUUCUUAUUUAAAGCAAAAAGACAAAAUUGACGAGUGGGACAACCGAUAAUUACUGUGAGGACACCCCCCGCCUCCAUAUAUAGCUGUUUACAACAAUGUCUAACUUUAGCAGGUUACUGGGUCAGAGGUGUUUGUGAUCUAAAAUGGGUCAUCCCUGUCAGGGGCUACAGCUGACCCCGACUGAGGGGGUCACUCGCUGCACUAUAUCCAGCCAGGGGUCAAGCUCCUCAAAUGAAUAUAGGCUUAUUUAAUAAAAAGGGAACUCUCGUGCAUUGCAGAAUUACUCUUCACUAACACAAAAGUGCAAGUCAUGAUUUGGGAGCCACCCUUCUAAAGAAGAUGUUAAAAUCCCCUUCUGUGUUUUUAUCCACCUCAUACGCUAUCAUAAUAUGUGGCAAAUUUUUUAAACCGUAUUUUCAGGUCAGCGUGUAGCACUUCAAAGCACUGUGGGAGAAUCAGUUCCUGCCGCUCAGCUAGAAAGUUUCAGUGUGUCAUCAGUGGCUUGGCAGAUGGCAGAGACUUAUUGCAUUUGUCCCUGCUUUAAAAAAGCUCAAUUAAACUGUACUGUAAACCAUAACAACUUGAUAGUCAUAUAUGAAGCUAACCCGUACGCUAGAAUUGCACACACAUUAGUGGGCAAGAAAAGGCUCUGCUGACCUUUGCUUUCCCUGGAAGUGGCUGGAGUGGCUUGGAUCUGAUAUCAGAAUGGAGGGCACGGAUGCAGGACCAAUAGAACCAGAAUCAGCAGGCUUUUACAGUGGGCCAGUUGCCAGCCACCACCAGUCUGGUGGUGACAAGUCUAUUCUGGGACUUGUGGAGGUCUGACUCAUCAAAGCAGAAGUGGGCUCUUAACUAGGAAUCUAUUCUUCCCCAAAGUCUUAUUACUACUUUAUCUGCUUCAAUCAAUCAAAUCAUGUUUCCAUUUGCAGCUGUCUGCUGUUAAUAGACUGAAUGAAAUCGGACCGUAUUAGCUUUAUAGUGAGCGUUCCCUUCUGAGAGUCUAUUUCUAAGGAUUUCUUAUGUUGCUACCGCCGCCCUCAAACCUUCACACAGCUAUUGUAACCACCAGGUCGCUGUAAAAAGCAGCAGCACCGUGUUCAUAGCCAGGGUUUGUCAGGCCCGGCGAUACUGUAUUCCUCUUGAAGCUGGGCAUAUUUAAUAUUUGGAUGGCUGAAGGGGACUGGGCCUCAAGCCAGAAUACGGGUCACUGUGGGAAGUUUGAAGUUCAUUGAACACUUUGUGCAUAAACAGUGCAUGAAUUCACACUGAUAUGGGGCCAGGAGAUCAAAGCACCAUGCAUGGUGAUGCAGAUUACCCCCCCCACGAUUUUAACACUUGGUUGACUGUCGUAUGAUUGGGGCUGAUGUAUUUGGUUAUUGUGUGUUUGGAUAAGUUCCUUAUAUUGUUUUGCAUUGACCUCUAUAACUGCCAGCUAGACAUUCAGCAGUGUGCCACAAAAUACCAAAUGGGCUGAGCAAUAAAAUGCUUCAGAAUCAUUCUCUUGUCACUUAUAUAUGCUUAUUUAAGCCCAAACUUGCAGAUUCACACGAGCAUUCACAUACAGCCUGCUUGAACCAGCUGCCACCACCGCCAACGCCUCUGUUUCAAUGUCAGGCAAACUGCCGCAAGUCAGUGAUAAAACAUUUGUUUCGUAAUACAGAGGUAUGCCUGUCUCGUACAAUGGACCUGAGUGUACCUUUGUUCCUCUACUAAAAACUCUUCCAAGCUGUCAAUCUGAAUCAUUAACCUCACAAGCACCACCACAGAAGAUGGAACCCCUGGAGGCAUGUUUCAGAGCAUAUCUGCUGUAUAGGUGGAGUACACGCAUGGCCUGAGGCAUCACCUACUUGUCUGACUAGAUAGUCAACACUUCUUUAGCAUCUGACAGGAAUUGUUUUCAUGACACUAUUAGCAGACACAAGUGUCACCACAGUACUGCCAAAAACUGUUUUUAUCAUGUUCAUAUUUAAUAUUUGUCUUUGGUUUUAAGCGUUAUAAGACUAUAAUUUUGCCCUCAGAUCAUUUUUUAUUUUCUUAAUUGCUAUCAAAAGCUUGACAAUGUGCUGAAUGGUUUGUUUCACAUCACAGUGUCAUUGCAAAUAGCUCUGAUUAAUAGGUCUGAUUAAUGACAGUUCAGUCCAGCUGUCCAGGAGAACAGAUUUAUGUCCCGCUGCUCCACUGCGGCCCAUCAAGCGGACAUGUGGCUUACUCAGAACUGGCUCACUUCGUUUGACUGUUACCAUGGCAAACAAAGUGGAAACAGUUUUCAGCCAGUGUUUAGAUGUGUAAUAUAGCGUGUGUGGUUUCAACCAACAGGCGGAAUGCAUCAUUUCAUCGCUGCCACACAAUUUCGCAACUGGAUCGCUGUGUUCCAGCACAGCACUGUGUACUUUUCACUGGGAUGAGUGAACAUGUACUCCUCUGCUCUAUCCAACAAUGGUCACUUUUCCUUCCAGUUUGGCUUGGACACUGGCCGUGAGAGGACACUCACUGACACAGAAAGACGAACGGGAGACAGAUGUACGGAAGAGAGAACUGAUCUAGGGACAUAAAUCUGAUCUCAUGUUCCUGGGAGCGCUGGAAAGGUUAGCUAUAAUGCGCAGCUCUUUAUAUAGUUGUGCAAGACAGAAUCUCGGUUGCCAGCUAAGUCGAGGCAUGAAGCCUGAAUGUUAGCCGUCCGAAGCAGCAACACAACUUUAGGGUGCUUUACAGCCUGUUGCAUCACUUUAAUGAGCUGCAAUGGGAAACACUUAUUAGUCUAUGUCAUUUCCCUCACUUGGUGUUUUGGUGACCCUCCAACAAACAGACAUGAAUAGAAUCUCUCUCGCUCUCUCUCUUUCUCUCUCUAUAUCUCUCUCUCUCGCUCUCUCUCUAUCAAACUACUUGUGUGUCAGUUAAACUGUCAUUGCAGUUUUCUCCCUAUAUCAAAAUACAUUAAUGGUUAAUUAUAUGUUUUCUCUUAAAAUGUCAUCUUUUUCUUUCCACAUUCAAAAGACUGUGUGACAUGAGAUCCCCAAACCACACCUUGUGCGAAGAGUAAAAGUUCCCCAGUGAUACCUGAUCGGGAAAUGUGUAAAACUAGACGCCUUGCACAUGAUCAACUACAUAGAUGCUCAGGGAUAGAUGCAUGCCAAGGGGAUGACUGUCUUUUCUGUGAACUAAUCCCUGUUUAGAACAGCCCAAUUACUGGGCCGGUGUGUGUGAGUGUGUGUGUGUGUGUGUGUGUGUGUGUGUGUGUGUGUGUGUGUGUGUGUGUGUGUGUGUGUGUGUGUGUGUGUGUGUGUGUGUGUGUGUGUGUGUGUGAGAGACACGCCAAAGGGUGUUUAUCUGCCGGUCGUAUCGUGUGUUCGGAGGUGUGUGUACAUUAUGAAGGAGGUGUGUGCUUUCGUGUGUGGUUGGGGCAUCUCCGUAAAAGUCACAGAGCUGCAGAACGUGCUCAAACACACUUCAUAGGUGUGUUGCUCCAUUCGUCUUUGUGCUUUCUUGAUUUCAAUCAAUUUAUUGCGUAGACUUUUAUUACUCGCUUCCUACUUCCUGCUGUACUAUUUACUUUAGUGAGAAUUUUUUUCCAGGCCAGUUUUUUCCUAAGAAAUAGAGAGAGAAGGUGGGAGGAGCCCGACUGAGAAGUGUGCCUCACUCUCUCUCUCUCUCUCUCUCUCGCGCUCACACUCACACACCACGCUCCCUCUUCCAUUCUGUCAUUGCCAUCUCGGCAGAACGGAGACUGUUCAUUCCCAGGCACGCUGAAUGUAAGGGGGGGGGGGGAACAGCCCACGUUUGACUUUGUUUAAGACCGAUUUCACAGAGGAAUAUUCUUUUUUCUUCACGAUAUCCAAAGGAUCGGCAGAACGAGGAAAAGAAAGUAAGAUAAAAAGAUUUCAAGGAUUCCUUCUUCAACUUUUUUCUAAUUGAAUUGAGAAGCAUGUGACAGCCGGUUUUGCCACUGGAUUCUUUUAAACAACAGGGUGUGAGAUCGUCUUAUUUAUGUUCCUUUCAUGUUGUAAUUUUCAGUUUUGCUUUGAGAGACCACAUUGACAUAAAUCACAAUGGUUGCUGGAAUGCUGAUGCCCCUGAGGGAACUGAGGGCCAUCUACGAGGCCCUGUUUAAAGAUGGUGUCAUGGUGGCCAAGAAGGACAAGAGGCCUCAGACCAAGCACCCUGAGCUAGAAGGUGUGAGCAACCUACAAGUAAUCCGCUCCAUGGGGUCUCUUAAGUCUCGGGGCUAUGUGAAGGAGACAUUUGCCUGGAGACAUUUCUACUGGUACCUGACCAAUGAGGGCAUUGUUUACCUCCGUGACUACCUCCGCCUGCCCUCUGAGAUUGUCCCUGCCUCCCUGCAGAGGAUCAGGAAGCCAGCCGCCACCCUGGCCAUUGGCCACCGGGCUGCACGGGUCCAAUCUGUGGAAGGUCCUACAUCUUAUGUUCCCAAGCCAAGCCGCAGGGGCGAAGUAGAGAGCCUAGAGUCUCUGACUGAGCGUCAAGGCUACCGCCAUCAGAUGAUGGGUCCAGGAGAAAAAGAGAGCUACUCUGAUAGGACCCCCAGGUUUAGGGGUCGUCCGCUGGCUGCGGAACCAGUCAGGCCAAAAGCAUCAUGGGAAGUGGAGGACCAGUCUCAGCCUCUGUUUAGGAGGGGGAACAGCUUUAAAAGUGAGGCAGCGGUGAUGGAGGAGAGCAAGGUAAGAAGAGUCUCUCGUCAGCAUCCUGAUGUGAGCAGUGAGAAGCCAGCAGCUACAUCACAGGAGAGACGAGUGUCUGAAGUCCAAAAGGAGAAGGCACCAAUGUCUUUCCAGAUUCAGAGAGCAGCUUUGAAACAGGAUGUGCCGCAGACCACUCUGACAUCAGUGUCCUCCAAGACAGCCCUACCAUUAACUGUGGCUUCAGGUGCUGCGACAUCAAAGAUUACAGCUGAACCCACUUCUCCUAAAACAAAUAAAGAGAAACUCAAGAUCGCUGAUGAAAAAGCUUCCAGGAAGCCUGGUUAUGUUGUAACAAGCAAUUCAGCUAUCACAACGCUUCCUGAUUCAAAGAUCAAAGAGGAGAAGACACAAAAGGUGAUCGUGGAUCCGAUUACACCUUCACAGGUCAAGUCUACAGCUGAAAUGGCAAAUUAUAAAGCAAAGCCCCAAACAGUUAUUAAAAUGCCUGCUGCUGACGAAACCAACGAUCUCCUUACUGCCACGGCCACUGCUGCCCCUGUCGUCACCAAACCUGCCACCAAAGCUGUCAAUGAAGAGACAACAAAAAAGGGUGUUAAUCCAGUUAAAUCCGCAGAGGUCAAGGCUUCAGCUAAAACAGCAAUUGAUAACAUUAAGGCCCAGACAGUUAUCACAAUGGCUUCUGCUCAAGAAACUUCCAAUCUCCUUACUGCCACGGCCACUGCUGCCCCUGUCAUCACAAAGCCUGCAAAUAAGGAUGUCAAGGAAGAGACAACGAAAAAGGUGAUUGUUGAUCCAAUUAAAUCCGCAGAGGUCAAGGCUUCAGCUAAAAUUGAUAACAUUAAGGCCCAGACGGUUAUCACAAUGGAUUCUGUUCAAGAAACUUCCAAACUCCUUACUGCCACGGCCACUGCUGCCCCUGUCAUCACAAAACCUGCCAAUAAGGAUGCCAAGGAAGAAAAGACAAAAAAGGUGAUUGUUGUUCCAAUUAAAUCUGCAGAGGUGAAGCCUACAGCUAAAAUUGCAACUGAUAACAUGAAGGCCCAGACAGUUAUUACGGUGUCUGCUACUCAGGAAACCUCCAAACUCCUUGCUGCUACUGCCACUUCCUCCCCUGUCAUUACAAAACAUGUCAAUGAAGAGAAGCCUAAAAGAGCAAAGAUCAAUGAGGAACCUGUUAAACUGGCAGAAGUGAAGACCCCAGUUGAAUCCAAAAUAGAUCACGAGAAGGCCAAGAAAACUGAUGAAGUUUCUGUUACUCAGGAGACCACCAAACCACCACCCGACAGUAUCACCAGGAAGUCAGUAAAGGAGAUCUCUAAAGUAAAAGUCACUCAGGAGCCCAUUGAUGUUAAAGUGACCACAGUGAAUCUCUCAGCAAAGCCCAAAACUGAUGAAGCUCCCCAGAAAACGACUAAGGUGACGGAGUCCUCAGUACUUGAAGUUAAAACUACUAUUAGUACAACGACUCUCUCAGCACCUAUGGCCAGUUCUGAAGACGCAAAACCCGUUAAGGGGAGAGCUACAGAAACAGAGAUUAUUACAAAACAUGAGAAAACUGAUGUAAAGGUGACUCCUCCUGUCCAGAAAGAUGAAACAAUAGUGCCAGAAGAGGUGCUUAAAGUCUCAGUACAGGGUGUCACAUCCCCUCAACUCAGUCAAAAUGUUGCCACCACAGAGGUGGUUAGGGAAACCAAACAAAUGGUUGAGGGAAGCUCUAAAUCAAAAAGGAAGAAAAAGAAAUCUCCAGGUGAGAGUUCCAAGAUUAUCGAUGCUGAGGAGCUGCCUGACUUUAAGUUGGAGAAGGAAAAACCCCGUGUCGAUAAGACGCCUGAGGAGGUGGCUGAAAAUACCCUCCAACCCACACCACUGACUACCUCAGAGCCACUGAGCAUGUGUACCAGCAUAAAGACUGAGGGACCUGCAGAGAAAUAUACGGCUCAGGCUAAAAUAGAUAGGGAUGGGGGGGAGAUAAAGGAAGUGCCUAAACAAAUUCCAGGGAAGCCAUUGAUGGAAGUCCCUAAACAAACUGAGGACCAGAGUAUUUCUAAAGUAGCAUCACUGCCAUUAGCUCAGAUUUCAGCAGUGCCCCCAGUGGAGCUUCCUGACAAUGCACUAGUAAAAGGGAAGGUUGAGGGAAGCAGUGUCAGCAAAAUAACACAUGGACCAUCAUGCUCUGAGGACGAGUUAAAAUCUAAAUUGCCCCACACAGAGUCAGUGAAAUCUGAGGGAAUGACUGUGACUAAAGUGGAAACAGUGACUGUACAGAAAAUAACUCAAGUGGAGCUCGUACAAGCAAGUCCUAAACCUGAGGGCAAAAGCCCUGCAGCAGCGCCAGAAUCCCAGAAACCCACAGACACUAAAUCCCUUAUAAAUACAGGGAAAGCUGCAGAGGAAUCUUCAAAGGGAAAAAAGAAAGGAAGAGGGAAAAAGCAGGCUCAGGCAACAGUAUCAGACACCAUAAACACAAAGCCUGUGCUUUUGCUUGAAGCAGAGGCCUUACCAUCCUCUAACAUUACACCAUUACCCAAGGCUACAGUUAAAGACAGCAAUAUCACGACCUCUGAGGUGACUGAACUGAACGUUUCUCCAAAGAAGACUCCCAAAAGAAUGUGCAGCGAGGAAGCCAGGCAGUUAGCAGCUGUGCUCUGUGAGGCCCCGGCAGACAAAGGGGAGGUGGAGCCAUUGGGGCUCUUCGCAGAAAAAAUCAAGCGGGAGGUUCCGAAAGGAAAAACAUCCUCCACUGCGAGGGAAGCGCCCGCAGCCGGAGAAUCGGCGUCAGCAGCACCAGCGGCGAGAGCAGAGGCAGCUGUAGCUCAGGCACAGGCCAGCCCCCUCGGCAAGCAAGAGGAGCCUCCCAGAAUUGCACAACAUUCAGCCAGUCGGGCAGCAGAGUGCAGCACAGAGAAAAGGCUCUCUUUCGGUAAGGCCUUGAAGCAGGAGGAAGAGAAGAAGAGAGACUUGGUGGAGGACACACCCUCUGCCACUGCCAAACCCACAGCUGCCCAGCUUGACCAGCUUCACCUAGGAGACACCUGCAAGUCCAAAAACCCUGAUACAGACGAAGCAGCCAUGAAGAGAAAGAUUGUAGUGGUUGAGGAGAUAGUCGAGGUGAAACAGGUUAUUAGUCCAGAGGACACUGGGGAGCACUCGCCUCCUCCACCUGUGCAACAAGAGGAUGAAGGCGAGGAACUGGACAUGGAUGUUCUGGAAGAAAUUGCCAUCGAGCGGGCACUUUUGUCAGCUUUGCCAGGGUCCAGGGUGCAAGGAGCCUCACCUGAGGGAACCUGGGACCACUCACUGGAUGAGCCAGAGGAGAAGACAUGGCCACACUUCAUUGAAGAUGAACGAGAUCGAGUACAGAAAAAGACCUUCACAAAAUGGGUGAACAAGCACUUGAUAAAGCAUCGGAGGGCAGAGUCGCAGCGUCACGUGACAGACCUGUAUGAAGACCUUCGAGAUGGACAUAACCUGAUCUCGCUGUUGGAGGUCCUCUCUGGGGAUACGCUGCCGAGGGAGAGAGACGUGGUCAGGACCGCUGGGUUGCCCAGAGAGAAGGGCCGUAUGCGAUUCCACAAACUACAGAAUGUACAGAUAGCACUGGACUUCCUCAGACACCGGCAGGUCAAGCUGGUUAACAUCAGAAACGAUGACAUAGCAGAUGGGAACCCCAAGCUCACCCUGGGGUUAAUAUGGACCAUCAUCCUGCACUUCCAGAUCUCAGAUAUUCAGAUCAACGGCCAGUCGGAAGACAUGACGGCCAAGGAGAAGCUGCUGCUCUGGUCCCAGAGGAUGACCGACGGCUACCAGGGCAUCCGCUGCGAUAACUUCACCACCAGCUGGAGGGACGGCAAGCUCUUCAACGCUGUCAUACACAAACACCAUCCCAGACUCAUCGACAUGGGCAGAGUGUACCGACAGACCAACCUGGAGAACCUGGAACAGGCCUUCACUGUGGCAGAGAGCGACCUGGGGGUGACCCGCCUACUGGACCCUGAGGAUGUCGAUGUCGCACACCCUGAUGAGAAGUCCAUCAUCACGUAUGUGUCAUCCCUGUACGAUGCCAUGCCUCGGAUGGAUGUACAUGAUGGCGCCAGAUCUAACGAGCUGGAGCUGCGUUGGCAGGAGUACUACGAGCUGGUGACUCUUCUGCUCCAGUGGAUCCGCCACCAUGUCACGAUCUUUGAGGAAAGGAAGUUCCCUGCCAGCUACGAGGAGAUAGAGCUUCUUUGGCGCCAGUUCUUGAAGUUCAAAGAGACGGAGCUGCCAGUGAAAGAAGGCGACAAGAACCGGUCAAAGCACAUCUACCAGUCCUUUGAGAGUGCCGUGCAUGCUGGUCAGGUGAAGGUCCCUCCAGGCUACCAUCCCAUUGAUGUGGAGAAAGAAUGGGGUCGACUUCACAUGACCAUUCUGGAAAGAGAACGGCUGCUCAGGAUAGAGUUUGAGAGACUCGAGAGGUUCCAGAGGAUUGUCAGUAAAGUCCAGAUGGAUUCGGGGUCUUGCGAUAGCCAACUCAGCCACCUGGAGACCCUGCUGCAGACGGACAUUCGUCUGCUGAACGUGGGGAAACCAGCUCAGCACACAGCAGAAGUGCAGCGGGAGCUCGACAAGUCCGACAACACGAUCCGCCUGCUCUUCAACGAUGUGCAGACACUCAAGGACGGGCGCCACCCUCAGGCUGAACAGAUGUACCGCAGGGUUUACCGCCUCCAUGAGCGCUUGGUGAACUUGCGCACCGAUUACAACCUUCGCCUGAAGACCACUGUGACGACUGUGACGAGCCAGGCUCCUAUGACGCAAACCAUCCAGCAGGGCUCCACGAGGGUGCGGCCAGAGUUGGAUGAUGUGACCAUCCGCUAUGUCAAAGACCUCCUGGCGUGGGUGGAGGAGAACCAGCUUCGCAUUGAUGAGGCGGAGUGGGGCUCUGAUCUGCCCUCUGUGGAGUCCCAGCUGGGCAGCCACAGAGGCCUGCACCAAACUGUGGAGGACUUCCGAUCCAAGAUUGAGCGGGCCAGGGCCGACGAGAGCCAGCUAUCUCCUAUCGGCAAGGGCUCGUACAGACAAUACAUGGGUAAAUUGGACCUGCAGUACGGCAAGCUACUGAACUCUUCCAAGUCCCGCCUAAAGAAGUUGGAUUCACUCCACGCCUACAUCAGUGCUGCCAGUAAGGAAAUGAUGUGGUUAAAUGACAAAGAAGAGGAGGAGGUCAAUUUCGACUGGAGCGACAGGAACACCAACAUGACGGCUAAGAAAGACAACUACUCGGGUCUCAUGCGAGAGCUGGAGCUGAGGGAGAAGAAAGUCAAUGAUCUCCAGGUCAUAGGAGACAAACUUGUCAGGGACGGACAUCCCGGCAAGAAGACAGUUGAAGCCUUCACAGCCGCCCUGCAGACUCAGUGGAGCUGGAUCCUACAACUGUGCUGCUGUAUUGAGGCUCAUCUCAAAGAAAACACAGCCUACUACCAGUUCUUUGCCGAUGUGAAAGAGGCUCAGGACAAGAUGAAGAAAAUGCAAGACAACAUGAAAAAGAAAUACAGCUGCGAUCGCUCCACCACAGCCACACGGCUGGAGGAUCUGCUGCAGGAUGCUGUGGAGGAGAAAGAGCAGAUGAAUGAAUUCAAGACCCUUGCAACCGGCCUGAACAAGAGAGCCAAGUCCAUCAUCCAGCUGAAACCACGCAACCCCACCACCUCCAUCAAAGGCAAACUGCCCGUUCAGGCCGUCUGUGACUUCAAGCAGCAGGAGAUCACCGUCCAUAAAGGAGACGAGUGCGCGCUCCUCAACAACUCGCAGCCCUACAAGUGGAAGGUCCUGAACCACGCCGGAAACGAGGCAGUGGUGCCCUCCGUCUGCUUCAUGGUGCCUCCAGUCAACAAGGAGGCCGUGGACAGCGUGUCCAGUCUGGACUCGGGUUAUCAGCAGACGGUGUCUAUGUGGCAGACGCUCCAUAUAGACAUGAAGAGCUUGCUGUCGUGGCAGUACCUGAUGAGAGACUUCACACAUAUACGCUCCUGGAACAUCACAAUGUUGAAGACCAUGAAACCAGAGGAGUACAGGCUGUUGAUGAGGAACCUGGAGCUCCACUACCAGGACUACAUGCGCGAAAGCCAGGACUCGCAGCUCUUUGGCCCCGAUGACCGCAUGCAGGUCGAGGGCGACUACACCAAGUCCACCCAGCAUUUCGACCACCUGCUCCGCUCCAUGGAGAAAGGUCAACAGGAUGAAACUCUGUGUAAGACCUACAUCUCUGAGAUCAAGGACCUGCGUGUGAGCAUAGAGGACUGCGAGGCCGGGACUUUAUCUCGCAUACGCAAACCAAUGGAGAAGGAACCUCUGAAAGAAUGUGUUCAGAAGACAGCAGACCAGCAGAAAGUCCAGGUGAAACUCAAGAGCCUCAAGAAGGACCUUGAUAAGGUGUCUGUGAGGACACAAGAGGUCUUGGCCUCCCCACAGCAGUCUGCCUCAGCUCCCGUUCUGCGCUCAGAGCUUGACAUCACCGUGCAGAAGAUGGAUCAUACCCACAUGCUCUCCUCGGUUUAUCUCGAGAAGCUGAAGACUGUGGAAAUGGUCAUCCGUAACACACAGGGUGCUGAGGGAGUUCUCAAGCAGUAUGAGGACUGUCUGCGUGAGGUUCACACCGUGCCAGGCGAUGGCAAAGAAGUAGAGACUUACAGAACAACGCUAAAGAAAAUGCGAGCGGAGGCUGAGGGUCAACAGCCAGUGUUUGACUCUCUGGAAGAAGAGCUGAAGAAGGCCAGCCUAGUGAGUGACAAGAUGUCACGCGUGCACAGCGAGCGGGACGUCGAGCUGGACCACUACCGCCACCUCCUGUCCGGUCUUCAGGACCGCUGGAAGGCCGUGUUCGCCCAGAUGGACAUCCGCCAGAGAGAGCUGGAGCAGCUUGGCCGCCAGCUAGGCUACUAUCGCGAGAGCCACGAUUGGCUGAUCCGCUGGAUUUCUGAUGCCAAGCAAAGGCAGGAGAAGAUCCAGGCUGUGUCCAUCACCGACAGCAAAACUCUCAAUGAACAGCUGACCCAGGAGAAGAAACUGCUGGAGGAGAUUGAGAAUAACAAAGACAAAGUUGAAGAGUGUCAACAAUAUGCUAAAGCAUACAUUAACACUAUCAAGGACUAUGAACUCCAGUUGGUUGCCUACAAAGCCCAUAUGGAUCCUCUUGCUUCUCCCUUGAAGAAAACCAAACUGGAUUCUGCCUCUGACAACAUCAUUCAGGAGUAUGUAACACUGAGGACCCGGUACAGUGAGCUGAUGACUCUGACUAGUCAGUACAUCAAGUUCAUCACCGACACGCAGCGCCGCCUGGAGGACGAGGAGAAAGUUGCAAAGAAACUCAAAGCAGAAGAGCAGAAAAAAAUGGCUGAGAUGCAGGCUGAGUUAGACAAACAGAAGCAGUUAGCUGCCGCUCACGCAAAGGCCAUUGCCAAAGCUCAGAAAGAGGCUCAAGAGCUGAAGCUCAGAAUGCAGGAAGAAGUUAGCAGGAGAGACAUUGCUGCUGUAGAUGCAGAGAAGCAAAAGCACAACAUCCAGCUGGAACUGCAUGAGCUCAAAAAUCUGUCAGAGCAGCAGAUCAAGGACAAAAGCCAACAGGUGGAUGAGGCUCUUCACAGCAGGACCAAGAUUGAGGAGGAAAUCUACCUCAUCAGGAUCCAACUUGAGACAACAGUAACACAAAAGUCCGCCGCGGAAUCUGAGCUCAAGCAACUUCGUGAAAGAGCAGCUGAAGCUGAGAGACUCAGAAAGGCCGCCCAGGAAGAAGCUGAGAAGCUCCAUAGACAAGUCAAGGAAGAGACCCAGAAAAAGCGCAUAGCAGAGGAGGAACUCAAAAGCAAAUCUGAGGCAGAAAAAGAAGCUGCUAAGCAGAAGCAAAAAGCUCUGGAAGACCUUGAAAAUCUCAAGAUGCAGGCCGAGGAGGCUGAAAGGCAAGUGAAGCAAGCAGAGAUUGAAAAGGAGAGACAAAUCAAGGUUGCCCACGUGGCAGCCCAGAAGAGUGCCGCGGCUGAGCUCCAGAGCAAACAGACCUCCUUUGUGGAAAAGACCUCGAAGCUGGAAGAAUCCCUCAAACAAGAACAUGGAGCUGUCCUUCAGCUGCAACAAGAAGCAGCACAUCUCAAGCAACAACAGGAGGAUGCGAUAAAUGCCAGAGAAGAGGCGGAAAGGGAGCUUGAGAAGUGGAGGCAAAAAGCUAAUGAGGCCCUCCGUCUAAGGCUCCAGGCUGAGGAAGAAGCUCACAAAAAGAGCCUUGCUCAAGAAGAUGCUGAGAAACAAAAGGAGGAGGCUGAGCGUGAGGCCAAAAAGAGAACCAAAGCCGAAGAGUCAGCCCUGAAGCAGAAAGAGAUGGCCGAGAAAGAGCUUGAUAGGCAGCGGAAGGUAGCUGAGAGCACGGCUCAGCAGAAACUGACUGCAGAACAUGAACUGAUUCGACUCAGGGCAGACUUUGACAACGCAGAACAGCAGAGAUCCCUCCUUGAAGAUGAACUUUACCGCCUGAAGAAUGAAGUCGUCGCAGCGCAGCAACAAAGGAAACAGCUCGAGGAUGAGCUGGCCAAAGUGAGGAGUGAAAUGGAUAUACUCAUUCAACUUAAGUCCAAGGCAGAAAAGGAGACCAUGUCCAACACAGAGAGGAGCAAACAACUUCUUGAGGCUGAAGCCAGCAAGAUGAGGGACGUGGCUGAGGAAGCAAGCAAGCUUCGAGCCAUCGCAGAGGAGGCCAAGCAUCAGAGGCAAGUUGCUGAGGAAGAGGCAGCUCGUCAGAGAGCAGAGGCUGAGAGGAUUCUCAAAGAGAAGCUGGCUGCUAUCAGCGACGCCACUCGUUCGAAAACAGAGGCUGAAAUCGCCCUGAAAGAGAAAGAGGCAGAAAACGAAAGACUCCGCCGUCAAGCAGAGGAUGAGGCUUACCAGAGGAAAGCUCUUGAAGACCAGGCUAACCAGCACAAGCAAGAGAUUGAGGAAAAGAUCGUCCUACUCAAAAAAUCAUCUGAGGCUGAAAUGGAAAGACAAAAAGCAAUAGUGGACGACACCCUGAAACAGAGGCGAGUCGUCGAAGAAGAAAUCAGAAUUCUGAAGCUCAACUUUGAAAAGGCCUCAUCUGGGAAACUUGAUCUGGAGCUGGAACUGAACAAACUGAAGAACAUUGCAGAAGAAACUCAACAAAGCAAACUAAGAACAGAGGAGGAGGCGGAGAACCUGAGGAAGCUUGCCCUGGAGGAGGAGAAGAGGAGGAGGGAAGCAGAGGAGAAGGUUAAGAAGAUCACUGCUGCAGAGGAAGAGGCAGCCAGACAAUGCAAGAUUGCCCAAGAUGAGCUCGCUCGACUGAAAAAGAAAGCAGAAGAGGCCAGGAGGCAGAAAGACUUGGCCGACAUUGAAGCUGACAAACAGAUUGUUGCAGCCGAACAAGCAUCCCUGAAAUGCAAUGCAGCUGAGCAGCAAGCCCAAAGUGUCCUUGCCCAACAGAAGGAAGACGGCAUCAUGCAGAAGAAGCUUAAGGAAGCGUACGAGAACGCCAAGAAGCUGGCCAAGGAGGCAGAGGCUGCUAAGGAGAAGGCAGAGAAGGAGGCGGCUCUGCUUCGUCAACAAGCAGAGGAAGCAGAACGGCAGAAGACAGCUGCUGAGAAAGAAGCUGCAAUCCAAGCCAAAGCUCAGGAGGAUGCGGAAAGGUUGCGGAAGGAGGCUGAAUUUGAAGCUGCUAAACGAGCACAGGCAGAAAGUGCAGCGCUCAUGCAGAAGCAACAGGCCGAUGCCGAAAUGGUAAAGCACAAAAAACUGGCAGAGCAAACAUUGAAACAGAAGUUCCAAGUGGAGCAAGAGCUCACAAAGGUUAAACUUAGGCUCGAUGAUACCGAUAAACAGAAAUCUGUCCUGGAUGAAGAGCUGCAGCGCUUGAAGGAUGAGGUUGAUGAUGCUGUCAAACAACGGGGCCAGGUAGAGGAGGAGCUCUUCAAAGUCAAGGUUCAGAUGGAGGAGCUGCUCAAACUGAAAAUCAGAAUCGAGGAGGAAAAUCAACGCCUCCUCAAGAAAGACAAAGACAACUCACAGAAAUUCCUUGCCGAUGAGGCUGAAAAUAUGAAAAGGCUCGCAGAGGAUGCUGCCAGACUUAGUGUAGAGUCCCAAGAGGCUGCACGCUUGAGACAGAUUGCAGAAGACGACCUCAAUCAGCAACGAGCUCUUGCAGAGAAAAUGCUCAAAGAGAAAAUGCAGGCCAUACAGGAGGCAUCGCGACUUCGAGCUGAGGCAGAGAUGCUCCAAAGACAGAAGGACAUGGCUCAGGAGCAGGCUCAACAGCUGUUGGAGGACAAACAACUAAUGCAACAGCGUCUGGAAGACGAGACGGAGGAAUACCAGAAGUCACUUGUAGCAGAGAGGAAAAGGCAAAUGGAGAUUGUAGCCGAAGCCGAAAAACUCAAACUUCAGGUUUCUCAACUCAGCGAAGGCCAGGCCAAAGCUGAGGAGGAGGCAAAGAAAUUCAAGAAACAAGCUGAUGAUAUUGCUGCCCGUCUUCAUGAGACUGAGAUAGCCACCAAAGGAAAAAUGACUGCAGUGAGACUGCUGGAAUUGCAGAGCGAAAAUACCAGCAAAGAGGCUGACGAUUUACGCCACGCAAUCGCAGACCUAGAGAGGGAGAAGGCUAGACUGAAAAAGGAAGCAGAAGAACUUCAAAAUAAAUCUAAAGAGAUGGCUGAUGCACAGCAGAAACAAAUUGAACAUGAGAAGAUGGUGCUCCAGCAGACAUUCCUGACAGAAAAGGAGAUGCUUUUGAAGAAGGAGAAGCUAAUUGAAGAUGAGAAAAAGCGGCUGGAGAGCCAGUUUGAAGAGGAAUUAAAAAAGGCCAAAGCUCUCAAAGAUGAACAGGAAUGCCAGAGACAACAGAUGGAGGAGGAGAAGAAGAAACUCCACGCUACCAUGGAUGAGGCCCUCAAUAAACAAAAAGAGGCUGAGAAAGAUAUGCUGAACAAGCAAAAAGAAAUGCAAGAACUGGAGAAGAAGAGACUAGAGCAGGAAAGGAUUCUUGAAGAAGAGAACCAGAAAUUGCGCAAUAAGCUGCAGCAGCUUGAGGAAGCAGGGAAAGACCAACACACUGAUAAAGUCCCUGACAAACAGCUCAUUAGUGUUACAACAGUUGAAACAACAAAGACUGUUUACAAUGGACGAAAUGCCAGUGAUGCGGUAGACAGUGGGGAGAAGAAACCAGAUCCCUUGGCUUUUGACGGCAUACGUGAUAAGGUACCUGCAAGCAGACUUCGUGAAGUUGGCCUUUUAUCCAAGAAGGAGUUUGAAAAGCUACAAAAAGGCAAAACAACUGUUCAAGAGCUUGGUGAGACUGACAAACUUAAAACAACUCUUAGAGGAAAGAAUUGCAUUGCUGGAGUUUUGACUCCAUCUAAUCAAAAAAUGUCAAUCUAUCAAGCAUCAAAAGAGAAGAAGAUUACUCCCGGCACAGCCAUGAUCCUUCUUGAAGCUCAAGCAGCCACAGGUUACAUUUUAGAUCCUAUUAAGAACCAAAAACUUUCUGUUAACGAGGCUGUCAAGGAAGACUUGAUUGGCCCUGAACUGCACAACAAAAUGCUUUCAGCAGAGAGGGCAGUUAUUGGCUACAAAGAUCCAUACACUGGUGGAAAGAUCUCUGUCUUUGAAGCCAUGAAGAAGGGUCUGAUCGAACGUGAUCAUGCCAUCAGAGUCCUUGAGGCUCAGCUUGCAACUGGUGGCAUCGUCGAUCCUAUCAAUAGUCACCGUUUACCCAAUGACAUUGCCUACAAACAGGGACAAUAUGAUGUUGAAAUGAAUAAGAUUAUGGAGAAACCUUCAGAUGACACAAAGGGAUACUUUGACCCCAGCACUCAGGAACCAUUGACAUAUUCUGAGCUAAUGGCGAGAUGCACUACGGACCCUGAAACCAAGCUGCUACUCCUGCCAAUCACAGACAAAGCCGCUCAGUGCUCAAGUAUAUACACGGAGGAGGAGACCAAGGAUGUGUUCAGCAAAACCACUGUGUCUGUGCCAUUCGGGCGAUUCCAAGGAAAGAAUAUCACCAUUUGGGAAAUAAUCAAUUCUGAGUACUUCACUGAGGAGCAGAAGAAGGACCUUCUCCGUCAAUAUAAAACAGGGAAAAUCACAAUUGAAAAAAUCAUUAAGAUUGUCAUUACUGUGGCAGAGAACAAAGAGAAGAAGAAUGAGAUUACCUUUGAUGGCCUGAGAGCACCUGUUCCUGCCACUGAACUCCUGGAAUCCAAAAUCAUUGACAAAGACCUCUACAACAAAUUGCACAAGGGCAAUAAGACAGUUAAAGAAGUGUCUGAAAUGGAGCCUGUCCACAAAGCACUGAAGGGUACAAACUGCAUUGCAGGUGUAAUGAUUCACUCAUCCAACGAGACAAUGUCCUUCUAUCAAGCUAUGAAGAAAGACUUUAUGAGGGCAGGGCCUGCCUUGAAUAUGCUUGAAGCCCAAGCAGGAACAGGCUACGUGGUUGACCCUGUUCAUAAUCAGAAGUACACUGUUGAUGAAGCUGUCAAAGCAGGUGUGGUUGGUCCUGAGCUGCAUGAAAAACUCCUGUCUGCAGAGCGAGCUGUUACAGGUUACAAGGAUCCUUACACUGGGAAGACUGUAUCUUUGUUCCAGGCAAUGAAAAAAGACCUCAUACCUAAAGAACAAGGAAUCCGACUGCUUGAUGCCCAAAUGGCCACUGGUGGUAUCAUUGAUCCAGUAAAGAGCCAUCACAUUCCUCACGAUGUGGCCUGCAAGAGAAAUUAUUUUGAUGACGAAAUGAAACAACUUCUGAACAGUCCCACUGAUGAAACUAAACGCUUCUUUGACCCCAACUCAAAAGAACAUGUCACAUACUCACAGCUCUUCAAGAAGUGUGUCAUUGACAAGAAAACUGGUCUCCAGCUUAUGCCUCUUUCUGAUGAAGCAAUUAAUGCAAAGGAGGAGCCAACAUUAACUGAUACCCAGACGAAAGAGGCUAUGACUCAGGCAACUGUGGAGCUUGACUCUGGACCAUUUAAGGGCAGGAAGAUGACCAUCUGGGACAUCAUCAACUCAGAAUAUCUCACUGAGGAACAAAGGCUUGACUUGCUCAGACAGUUUAGGUCAGGAAAGCUUACAAUUGAAAGGAUAGUCAAGAUUGUCAUCACAAUUGUAGAUGAGAAAGAGGCCAAGAAACGAGAACAGUCCAGCUUCAAGGGCCUUAGAGCUCCUGUUCCUGCAGCCUCUCUGUAUGAUUCCAAAAUCAUUGACAAACCAACCUUUGACCUCCUUCAACAAGGCAAAACAACACCCAAACAAGUCAGUGAGAAUCCUGAUGUCAAUAAAUAUCUCCAGGGCUCCGAUAGCAUCGCUGGCAUCUACCUGGAGCCAACCAAAGAGAAAAUAAGCAUUUAUCAGGCUAUGAAGAAAAAGCUCCUCAGACACGACACAGGUCUUUCACUUCUUGAGGCCCAGGCUGCCACUGGGUUUCUUGUGGAUCCAGUGAGGAAUCAGUGCCUGACAGUAGAUGAGGCAGUGAAGUCAGGUCUUGUUGGUCCAGAGCUACAUGAAAAACUUCUUUCUGCAGAAAAAGCUGUCACUGGCUAUAAAGAUCCAUUCACAGGCAACACAAUCUCCCUCUUUGAAGCAGUGCAAAAAGAUCUCAUCCUGAAAGAACAUGCCAUGCCUUUGAUAGAGGCACAGAUGGUUAGUGGAGGAAUCAUUGACCCUGUAAAUAGCCACCGUGUCCCAACAGAUGUUGCAUAUCAGAAGAACAUUUUCAGCAAAGAAAUUGCUAAGACCCUAUCUGAACCAUCUGAUGAUAACAAGGCUUUCUCAGACCCAGAAACCGAUGAGAAUGUUACAUACCGAAAGCUCAAAGACAAGUGCAACAGAGAUCCAGAGACAGGCCUGUACAUCCUUCCACUCUCCAAGCCUCAGUCUCCAACUGUUGUGGAGAAGACAUACCUCUACACAGAGGAACAAACACAGAGUGACCUGACCGACACCCAGAUUGACAUUCCAAUCGAAGGCCUUGCUGAUAAGCCACUGAACCUGUGGGAAAUCAUGAACUCAAAUUUGCUUCCAGAGCAAGAGAGGCAAAAGCUCAUAAAUGAAUAUCGCUCUGGUAAAAUCACUAAAGAGCGGAUGAUCAUCAUUAUUAUUGAGAUCAUGGAGCAGAGAGAGAUCAUCAGAAAUGAUAGUCCAUUGUCAUGUAAGACUAUAAGGAGACGGAUAACGAUUGAGGAGCUCUACAAUGCCCGCAUCAUUGAUUUGGAGACUUACAACCUCCUUAAACAGGGCAAGAGGGACAUCCGUGAUAUAAUGGAGAUGACCAGUGUGAAACAGUAUCUCUAUGGCACAGGCUGUGUUGCUGGGGUCGAAACAGACUCAAGCUCUAAGAUAAGCAUAUACCAAGCAAUGAAGAGAGGUUUUAUCAAGCCAGAACUAGCCCUGAGCCUCCUAGAAGCACAAGCUGCAACAGGAUUCAUUGUCGAUCCAGUUAAAAAUGAAACACUCACGGUUGACGAAGCUGUUCGUAAGGGUGUUGUUGGCCCUGAGAUCCAUGAUAAACUUCUUUCAGCUGAGAGAGCAGUCACAGGAUACAAAGAUCCAUACAGUGGGAAAACCAUAUCUCUUUUCCAGGCCAUGAAAAAGGAUCUUGUUCCAGAGGAUUAUGCUCUGAAAAUGUUAGAGGCACAAACCGCCACUGGUGGUAUUAUUGAUCCAGAAUUCCAGUUCCACCUGCCAGCAGACAUUGCCAUGCAAAGGGGUUACAUCAACAAGGAAACCAACGAGAAGCUGACUGACAGUGUUAUGGGAUUUAUGGACCCUGUCAAUGACGAGGUCCUGUCAUAUGCACAGCUGCUCAAGAGAUGCAAGUUAGAUGGUGGGUUGCGCCUACUCUCCCUGGGAGACAAGAGAGUGAUGUUAGAUGGUCUGAGGAAAAAGAUAACAUUAGAAGAGCUGCUCCGCUCACAAAUUAUUGACCAGGAAACUAUCACUGAUCUGAAUGAAGGUCGUAUUUCAAUGGAGGAGCUUAGCAUAAGAUUGUCAAGCUACCUUGUGGGCACAAGCUGUAUUGCUGGUGUAUUUUUAGAGUCCUCAAAGGAGCGUCUAUCAAUUUACCAGGCCAUGAAGAAGAACAUGAUCAGGCCAGGCACAGCAUUUGAACUCCUUGAGGCACAGGCAUCCACAGGAUAUGUUAUUGAUCCCAUCAAAAACCUCAGACUGACUGUCAAUGAUGCAGUGAAAAUGGGUAUUGUAGGACCCGAAUUCAAAGACAAGCUCCUCUCUGCUGAACGUGCAGUCACAGGAUAUAGAGAUCCCUAUUCAGGCAAGACAAUCUCCCUGUUCCAGGCCAUGAAAAAGGGGCUCAUCUUGAAAGAUCAUGGAAUCCGUCUCCUGGAAGCCCAGAUUGCCACCGGCGGAGUCAUUGACCCAGAGGAAAGUCACCGUCUGCCAGUUGAGGUGGCCUACAAACGUGGCUUCUUUGAUGAGGAAAUGAAUGAGAUCUUGACAGAUCCAUCUGAUGACACCAAAGGCUUCUUUGACCCCAACACUGAAGAAAAUCUAACUUACCUCCAGCUCAUGGAGAGGUGCAUCACCGAUCCUGACACUGGGCUGGUGCUCCUGCUUUUGAAAGAAAAGAAGCGGGAAAGGAAGACCUCCUCAAAAUCCUCGGUUCGUAAACGCAGAGUUGUCAUCGUAGACCCUGAGAGUGGUAAAGAAAUGACUGUGUAUGAGGCCUACAGGAAGGGACUCAUUGACAACCAAACCUACCUGGAGCUUGCUGAGCAGGAGUGUGAAUGGGAAGAGAUCACAAUGACCUCCUCUGAUGGUACUGUCAAAUCGAUUAUUAUUGACAGGAGGUCUGGCAGACAGUAUGAUGUUGAUGAUGCUCUUUCACGUGGCCUCAUUGACCAGAAUGCCCUUGAAACAUACCGAUCUGGAAACCUGUCAAUCACAGAAUUUGCUGAUAUGCUUUCUGGAAACACAGGAGGGUUCCGCUCACGCUCAUCCUCCUUUGGUUCCACCACUGGUUCUACCUACUCCUCUCCCAUGAGCCCCAUACCCUCCAUUAAAGCACCUGCAGUCAUAUGGAAUGACCCAGCAGAGGAGACUGGCCCUGUAGCUGGAAUAUUGGACAUAGACACACUGGAGAAGGUGUCUAUUACUGAGGCCAUACACAGAAGCCUGGUAGACAACAUCACUGGCCAAAGAUUGUUGGAGGCCCAAGCCUGCACAGGAGGAAUAAUUGAUCCCACAACUGGAGAGAGAUUCUCAGUCGCUGAUGCAGCAGAAAAAGGCCUUGUGGAUAAAAUCAUGGUUGAUCGCCUGAACCUGGCUCAAAAAGCAUUCAAUGGAUUUGAAGACCCCAGAACUAAAGUAAAGAUGUCUGCUUCCCAGGCUCUUAAGAAAGGCUGGUUGUAUUAUGAAGCUGGGCAGCGUUUCCUUGAGGUCCAAUAUCUGACUGGUGGACUUAUUGAGCCUGAUGUCGAGAGCAGAGUGACACUCGAUGAAUCUAUCAAGAAGGGCACAAUUGAUGCCCGCACUGCCCAGAAACUGAGAGAUGUCAGUGCUUAUUCUAAAUACCUAACAUGUCCAAAAACCAAACUGAAAAUCUCCUUCAAAGAUGCAAUGGACAAGAGCAUGGUUGAGGAAGGAUCAAGCCUGAGACUUCUGGAGGCCUCCUCACAAUCCAGCAAAGGCCUCUACAGUCCCUACAAUGCCAGCGGCCCUGGAUCUGCCCUUGGCUCCCGUACUGGCUCGAGGACCGGAUCCCGAUCAGGCUCCAGGAGAGGCAGCAUUGAUGCUGGCUUCAGCAUGAACUUCACCUCCUCCUCCUUCUCCACAUCUUCUUCAAGUGGCUACAGCCGCAGAUACUGAUUAGCUAGUUCUGUUCCCAUCAACAGCCCAAUUAUCUAAGAAUUAACAAUAAUAAUGCACUGUACAGUUGCAUUUUUCAUAGGAAAAAAAUAGUUACAUUAACAAAGAAAAUAUCAUUUAUUUAUUCUGCCCUGCAUGUGGUCACAUCAAGAAUUGCCAAGGCUAUUGUUUUUUUUCAGAUAACAGAUGGGUACACAUGUGCCUCAUAUAUGGAGACAUAAUAGAUAUAUAUAUAUAUUAUGUUUCAUGUCUUUCGUACGAAUUACCAAGUCAGUUUAUAUUUUUCAAAGCAAAGCAUGACAUUUCUGCUGUUUUUAAGUGACUUUAUAGUUUUCAUUUUACACUUGUUAAAAAGUUGUAAACUUGUUCUUUCUGAAACUAAUAUAUACUGUAUGUAUGUCAAACAGAGAUAUUUUUCCAGUAUUCUUUUGAAAUUCAAGGAUAUUUUUUUAUCUUUUCCGACACUCCUACUUAAUGAGAUGCUGUAUGUCGACGUAGUUCUAACAUUUUUUAACAGAUUCUAAAAUGCAUAGAUGCCUUCACAUUUCUGGAUGUUUGUAUAGAGUACGGACAAAUUAUGUUGAAUGUUGUCUCGGUAACUAAAUAAUAUACCCAGUAUAUAAUAUACACCUGAGACACUAUAAAAUGGGACACUACAAGAAUACAAAAAAAAGACAUGCCAGAAUUAAAAUUAUGCAGACUAUUCUGAAACCGGUUUCACAUCUGUCAUUUUUUUGUUCUCAUGCCCAUUUAUAUUUAGUGGACUUUUGCAUCCUUUGGGUUCAUUGUUUUACACACUCCAAGUUUUAUAUUCUAUAUAUUAACCAUCAGUCAAGUGU
Messenger RNA from Anarrhichthys ocellatus (wolf-eel), 23187 nucleotides. It is a transcript of the gene plecb, whose product is annotated as plectin b. Gene Ontology annotation, molecular function: cadherin binding; ankyrin binding; structural constituent of muscle. Gene Ontology annotation, cellular component: cytoplasm; focal adhesion; hemidesmosome. The coding region runs from base 4877 to 22348 and encodes 5823 amino acids. The record is from RefSeq and is a predicted model, not a curated record. Gene Ontology annotation, biological process: intermediate filament cytoskeleton organization; hemidesmosome assembly; wound healing. The transcript is spliced from 34 exons. Lineage: Eukaryota; Metazoa; Chordata; Actinopteri; Perciformes; Anarhichadidae.